Molecule: messenger RNA, 1712 nt
Organism: Pyricularia oryzae 70-15
Lineage: Eukaryota; Fungi; Ascomycota; Sordariomycetes; Magnaporthales; Pyriculariaceae
Product: vacuolar protease A
Exons: 3
Coding region: 199-1386 (395 amino acids)
Biological process (GO): proteolysis
Cellular component (GO): fungal-type vacuole
Molecular function (GO): aspartic-type endopeptidase activity
Source: RefSeq, a predicted model, not a curated record
UGUUGCUCUGCUCUCUUGCAUCAUCAGUCAACCUCCAGCAGCCACAACAUCCCCUAAUUCAUUCAAUACAUCUGUGACCCGAAGUUUUCCAUCAGCUUUGGGUUCACAAAUAUUUCCUCUUCUCUUUUCAUCUUAAUCCCAUCCGUCUGAUAUUAUUCUGUUCGCAAUCCCGAUAGCUCCGCGACAAAGCCGCCCAUCAUGAAGGGAGCUAUGAUGACAGCAGCUGUGCUGCUUGGCACCGCCGAGGCCGGUGUCCACAAGCUCAAGAUGAAGAAGAUUCCCUUGGAGGACCAGCUUAAAACCUUCGACCUCAAUGCACAGAUGCGAGGUCUCGGCCAGAAGUACCUCGGCAUCCGCCCUGAAUCGCACCAGCAGGCUGUCUUCAGCAAUGAUGCCGUUCAGGCCAGCGGGAACCACCCUGUGCCGAUCAGCAACUUCAUGAACGCGCAGUACUUCUCCGAGAUCACCAUCGGCACUCCUCCCCAGAAUUUCAAGGUCAUCCUCGACACUGGAAGCUCUAACCUCUGGGUUCCCUCAUCGUCUUGCGGGUCUAUCGCUUGUUAUCUUCACAACAAGUACGAGUCGUCUUCUUCAUCGACUUACAAGAAGAACGGGACCGAGUUUAAGAUCCAAUAUGGCUCCGGCAGCAUGGAGGGUUUCGUUUCCAACGAUGUUAUGACCAUCGGAGACCUGAAGAUCAAGAACCUUGACUUCGCCGAAGCUACUAAGGAGCCUGGCUUGGCUUUUGCCUUUGGCCGAUUUGACGGAAUCCUCGGUAUGGGUUUCGACAGGCUGUCGGUGAAUAAGAUUGUCCCGCCAUUCUACGCCAUGGUCGACCAAAAGCUUAUUGACGAGCCUGUGUUCGCCUUCUACCUCGCUGAUGAGAAGUCGGAGUCCGAGGUUGUCUUUGGUGGUGUCAACAAGGACCACAUCGACGGGAAGAUCACCGAGAUCCCCUUGCGCAGGAAGGCUUACUGGGAGGUUGACCUCGAUGCCAUUGCUCUUGGCGACGAGGUUGCUGAGCUCGACAACACCGGUGUGAUCCUGGACACCGGCACUUCGCUCAUUGCCCUCCCUAGCCAGCUUGCUGAGCUCCUGAACAGCCAGAUUGGCGCCAAGAAGGGCUACAACGGACAGUACUCGAUUGACUGCGACAAGCGCAAGGACCUCCCGGAUAUCACCUUCAGGCUCAGCGGGUACGAUUUCCCCAUCAGCGCCUAUGACUACAUCCUGGAGGUGUCGGGCAGCUGCAUUUCGACCUUCAUGGCUAUGGACAUUCCUGAGCCUGUCGGUCCUCUUGCCAUCCUGGGUGACGCAUUCCUGCGCCGCUACUACUCCAUCUACGACCUUGGCAAGGGAACUGUUGGCCUGGCCAAGGCCAAAUAAACAGAUGACCUCGAAAGUGUCUUCGAUGCGGAUGGUUGUCAAUUUCACGACCGGAACCAUCAAAUGAGGGCUUGUACCUUGGUAUUCUGUACCUUAUGUAGGACUUUUUUUUCUUGUUUGGCAGAGCCUGCAUGCACAGGGCCGACUCCAACUAGUUUCUUUUGUGUCUUUUCGCAUUUCCUCUACUCAGAGUUUUUGGGUUUCAUUGCUUAAUCAGGGGACAGAUCAUUACCAACUGGUCUCAUCACACAUAACCUCUUCGGUGGAACGGUUUCCUAGUGUACGGUACAGAUAGUCACAGAAGAAUUUACUGCAUAUUCGAUUGA